This is a messenger RNA of Emiliania huxleyi CCMP1516, 1233 nucleotides long. RefSeq lists its product as hypothetical. NCBI's taxonomy places the organism in Eukaryota, Haptophyta, Isochrysidales, Noelaerhabdaceae. The coding region runs from base 109 to 1164 and encodes 351 amino acids. The record is from RefSeq and is a predicted model, not a curated record. Gene Ontology annotation, cellular component: cytoplasm. The transcript has a single exon. Gene Ontology annotation, molecular function: NAD+ poly-ADP-ribosyltransferase activity.
UUUGCCUGCCGGGAGCCGCCUUGGCUCACUCCUUUUGCCUUCAGCUCUGCUCGUGCUUCUUGUUGUAGCAACGGUCGCAGAAGCCGGCAGAAGCGCUUACUGGCUGGUAUGUCCAGGCUGGUGCUGCACCAGCGUGACGAUGGGGUGGCCCAGACGCUGCUGCGCAAGGCGGCCACGCACGCCCGCGACGGCGACGUCUGGGUCGACGGGAGGACAUGCGUGCCGAACGGCGAGCUUGUCACGGUGCUGCGGCGUGAGGCGGAGUUCGGGUGGGUUCGUACUGGCGCGGGCGUGGAGGGCUAUCUGAAACUCAGCUACCUCUUGCCGCCACCAGAGGAAGCUAAAGUACAGAGGCACGGGCAAGGGCAAACAACAAUGCUGCGCAAGGUAGCCACGCACGCCCGCGACGGCGACGUCUGGGUCGACGGGAGGACAUGCGUGCCGAACGGCGAGCUUGUCACGGUGCUGCGGCGUGAGGCGGAGUUCGGGUGGGUUCGUACUGGCGCGGGCGUGGAGGGCUAUCUGAAACUCAGCUACCUCUUGCCGCCAGCUGUGGCCAAGGUGCAGCGUGACGAUGGGGUGGCCCAGACGCUGCUGCGCAAGGUGGCCACGCACGCCCGCGACGGCGACGUCUGGGUCGACGGGAGGACAUGCGUGCCGAACGGCGAGCUUGUCACGGUGCUGCGGCGUGAGGCGGAGUUCGGGUGGGUUCGUACUGGCGCAGGCGUGGAGGGCUAUCUGAAGCUUGCCUACCUGGCAGCAGAGGAAGGCGUCCCGAACAAGCUGCUGAUGUUCCACGGCACCGACGGUGCCAACGCCGCGGGCAUCAUCCAGCACGGCUUGCGCCCAUCCGCAGGUGGACGUCUAGGCCCGGGUGUGUACCUGACCCCUGACCAGACGGUAGCAAACACAAUCGCAAAGCACAGAGGCUUGCAGUUUGUGCUCGAGUGCGAGGUCACGCCAGGCAAGGUGUACAACUUCGACACAGGCACGGGCGCGCUUCCAGCGCAGAAGCAAACGUGGGCAGCGAGUGGCUUCAACGCCGCGCAGAGCAUGCAUCCACCAUGGGCUGGGGUUGAUGCAGCAUUUUGCGAGUACUGCAUACACGAUGCGGCGGCAGUGCGGGUGAUCAAGGUAGAGGGCUUUGUAGCGAAGCCCACGUAGCUUGGUGGACAAGACAGGCCGGGUUCUCUAGAUGUUUGUAUGCCUUGUAAUGAUGCAUGAACCAUGAUG